ACACGCACACACACCGAGUACACACACGCAUUUGUGAAAAGUGAAAGUGACGCCCCGAAACACAGCAGCCCACAAAAAAAGAAAAAGAAAGGAAAAAGGAAAGAAAUUCCUUUGGAGCAACUCGCCAGAACGAAUCAGGCUUUGACCAUAUACAGCAUAUAUUUCUAUCUAUAUACAUAUAUAUACAACGCUUAGCAAAUCAAAAUGAUAUAAUAUUAAGCACGCAAGCGGAUCUCACAAAUCCGUUGAAGCAACUUGUUCAUAAUUUUAAGCUGGGUCCGGAAAUCAAAUUUCACUUCGAACAGUAAACCCAAAUGCCCGAGGCAUUGAUACUACUCGGCAUGGCUGACGCAGAGCCAGAUCUAUCAACGUUCGAGAAUAAAACGGGACUUGCCGAGGACAUGAAGUUCCUGGCCUCAAUGCCCGAGCUGUGCGAUGUUACCUUCCUCGUUGGGGACACCCGCGAGCCCGUCUGCGCCGUCAAGGCUGUGCUUUCGUCGCGUUCCCGCGUUUUUGCCAAAAUGCUUUAUGCAGCACCAUCGCCGCAACGGAAGAGGGAGACCACCACCAAGGAGAACAAGCUGCGACUCUUCCUCAAGCGCUCCUCGGAGCCGCUGUUGAAUCUACAGAAUGCGGCACAACAGAGAACCGGUUUCACCCAACAAUUAGCACCGAUACCCGAGCCCUCAGGUCAACAGCAUCAGACGCUGAUCAUUGAGGAGUUUGAACCUGAUGUCUUCCGUCAGCUCAUUGAGUACAUUCACACGGGGUGUGUGACCCUUCAGCCCCGCACCCUGCUGGGCGUAAUGAAUGCUGCCGAUUAUUAUGGUUUGGAGGAGCUGCGUCGCGCCUGCGCCGGCUUUGUCCAGUGCUGCAUCAAUGUGGACACCGUUUGCGCUUUGCUGGCAUCCGCUGAGCGAUACAUUCAAUACAAGUGCACCAAGACGCUGGUGCAGAAGGUGCUCGAGUUUGUCGACGAGCACGGCAACGAGGUCCUCAAUCUGGGCAGUUUCACGCUGUUGCCGCAGCACGUCGUCCGUUUGAUACUGGCCCGCGAGGAGCUUCGCGCCGAUGAGUUUACCAAGUUCCAAGCGGCGCUCAUGUGGAGCAAAAAGUACUACGAUAAUAAUCCAAACAUUGACAUCAAGGAGAUAUUGGGCACAUUUCUGGAGUACAUCCAAUUCCAUAAGAUCCCCGCUAAUGUGCUGAUGCGUGAGAUUCAUCCGUUGAAUCUGGUGCCAUAUGCGAUUAUAAUGAAUGCUCUGGCCUAUCAGGCAGACCCAGAAAGCAUCGACCCCGGAAAGCUGUCUCCCAACUCUAGCCGACACCAUCAUCGACAUCGCCACCACCAUCAGUCCCUGCCCAAGAUCCGUAAGGCCAAAUCCCAAUCGUUCCGCACACGACGCAGUCCAUCCGAACGUCGCAGUCCCAAUGCCACCCCAGCCGCUGCACCCAUCCUCAUGCUGAACACCAGCAGUGCUGCCAACGGUGGCGGCGAAAAGAAACGCAGUCCACUCACAACGCCCGUUCAGCCGGAGAGUAAAAGUCCGGGCAGCACCUCGCAGAAGACACCGACAUCGCUCUCGCGCCAGGGCACGCUGCGUGCCUCGAGCCGCCGCAAGAACAGCGGGCAGUUGACCAUUUCGCUGGGUGCUGCAGCGCAGGGACGACGCAGUCCGGUGGGUCACAGCGAUCGCAGUCCGCAGGGUCGACGCAGUCCACUCUUCCCCACCAGCACCAGCAGCGGUCUGCGUUCGCCCAACGAUCAGCCCAGUCCGACCGCCCGCAGUCCCACGGGAGAUUCGCAGCGCAAGAGUCCCACAUUUAGCAUACAGACACAGGAGCGUCGUUCGCCACUCGGCGCUGUGGCACCCACGGACUUUGGCUGCCAGGCUGGACGUAGUCCGAUAUCAACGGUGCAUGUACAGGAUAUGGCCACCGAACCGGAGGAGACGGGUUUUAUGUUGGGUGGACUGAAGAGGCCAUCGAUCAAUCUGUUUACGCCCAUCUAUUUUGGCAGCGAGAAGCGUAGCCCGAUGGGCGUUAUACCGCCCAUACUCGUCUCCAAUCCCGCCGAGACGUACAAGAGUGCCGAGCGUGAACGUGAGGCGGCCGUGGCAGCAGCUGCCCAGGCAGCCGCCGCCGCCGAGCGCGAAAAGGAGUCCGCCCAGCCGGAGAAGAAGAGUGUGAUGCGUGAAAUACUGGCCUUUGUCCGCAAACCCUCCAAGCACAUCUCGACGCGCACGAACCGGUUUGCCAAUGCAUUUACACGUGCCGAGUCCGGCUCGUCGGGUGGCCCACUCAUCCGGCAGAGCACAUUCUCUGCCAGUCCGGCUGCCUCAUCGACGGCGGCGAAGAGUGCUGUGCAGAAGCAAAUGUCCGAGGUGGGAUUCGAGCCAAAGAUGUCGUUGAAAUUUGCGCAUUAUACGAAAAUGUCGCUGAAACUGCGUCGAUUGGCGCGUCGCCAGGAGGAGGAGGACAAACAGCAGGAGAAGCAACCAUCGGCGGCGGGUUCGAAGCGUGCCAGCGUGGAUUCCACACAGCCGGAGCAGCAGCAGGUAGGUGGCGAAGCGCAGGCGAAGGCGAAGGCCAAGGAGGAGGAGCCGCCAUUCGAGCUGGCCAAUGUGCACUUUGAGAAGGUAGGUGAGUCCUAUAUCAAGCAUGAGCGACUACGCGAACUGGUCGAACCCGAACUCGAGCACGAAACGAACGACAGCGAUGACGAUAACGAUAACGACAGCGAUCAGGAUAUCGAUAACGAUCUUGAGCCGGAACAAACGGAUGCUGCCAUGGCACAAUUUGUGGAGGAGGUAACCAAUUCUUUGAAGGUCGUCGCACUCAAUGGCGAUAACAAUGGUGUUGGCAGUGUUGGGAAUGGCAGUCUGCCCGCUGCCGUGCAUCAUUUCACACGUCGCUCCGAGAGCCGGGAACCGAUUGAGCCGCGCAUCAGCGAGGAGCGCGAAUCCGAUUCGAUGGAUCUGAUUCUGCCGGAGGAGUUGCGGGCCGAAUUGGUUGAAAUUUUGAAGGUCUACGCACCAGAGCCAAUUUAUGUUAAUCUGCAGGCGCUGCGGCGUGAAAUCCUCGACGAGGAUGUGGAGGCGGUUGCAGCCGCUGCGGCUGCUGCGGAAGCGGAAGCUGCUGCUGCUGCUACUGCAGCUGCUGCUAAGCUACCGCUGCAGUGUCCUACUAUUGAGUUUGAGCCGCCAUCGCGUCGCUCCUCCUUUGAUCCGCCCCGCUCCCCCUUUCUCGAGCAGCUGCGCAGUCCGGGCGUCGACACCGAAACGGAUCUGAUCAAUUUGCAACGUCUCGAUUCGGGUGGCGACAGCUUUGAGCUCGUCGAAGGGGAUCGCAAAUCGAGCCGUGCCGAAUCCAGUUUCGAUUGUCCCUACUCCUCGCGUGACACCAGCUUCGAUGUGUCCAUCUCCCGCUACCAAUCGACCAGCUAUGAGGAUCAGACCUCUAGUUUUGAAAUAGUCGACACCGAUGAUCGGCAUCGGCGUCACAUCGACUUGCGCAAGAGUUCCAUUGAGCUGGUCGAUGCGGAAACGUUUCAGCGUUCCGGUUCGUCGUGCGGCCGCAAAUCCUCACUGGAGACCCAUUUCGAUUAUACGCCCUCGGAGGCGAGCGGGAUGACGCCCGCCCGUUCGCCCAACUUCCCGAUGACCAAGAAACAGAAGGCGGAACACUUUCGCCAGCUGCACAUCUCGCCGUUCAGUGCCUUCUCGCGGGCACGCAGCCCCCUCUCGCAGCAGACCUCCUCGAAUUAUAGUUCCCGCGAUAGCUACGAUUCCAGCUCGAGCUAUCCGCAUGGACAUGAGCUGGCGCAGCGUAGUCCAUACGCUGAUCCCAGCAAGAAACACUUUCCGCUUACGAUCAAGCAGCGCGAGCAGGAGGAGGUGAAGACCUUCCUCUGCACCGAUGUGCGUUGUGCCUCCAUUUUUGAGCCGCGUCCCAGUUCGGUGCUCACCCAACAGCUGUCGACGGGCUCGAUGUCAACGCCCUCGGGUUCCGGCUAUGCGCCGCGCAUUCCCAGCAUUGCGGGUGCUGGCAACAGUGUGGCAAUGGCUGUUAAUAAUAAUGGUGUCGCUGCUGCUGCUGCUGCUCUUGUCUCACAGCCGCAUCCGGUUGCUUCGCUCGGUUCGUGCGGCUUUUCCAGCGGCAGCGAAUUUGAGCCACCCUCGCCGAGACGCGCUGCCAGCGCCUCACCCAAACACACCUUCACCUUUCGCAUCGUGAUGAAGAAGGUGGACAGCUCGCCGGAAGCACUGUGCCCGGAACGGCAUCGGUCACGCAUCAUCGAUCGCUACCGUAGGCGAGAUAGUCGCCGCAAGCGCAUCCACGAUGCCGGCAAGAGUUUCUAGAUAGAAAACGCUAAUCAAAACUGAAAGAAAACCUCAUUUUUGUAUCUUAUGAUCAACUUUUGAAUCCCACGUCAGCAAUCACUGCACACUCUGAAAACAAGUCGAGCUGAAAUCUAGAAAAUUGCCAUACUUUAGAUAAUUGUCAGAAAGUUAAUUUCU
Messenger RNA from Drosophila grimshawi, 4520 nucleotides. It is a transcript of the gene gprs, whose product is annotated as serine-enriched protein. Gene Ontology annotation, molecular function: protein binding. The transcript is spliced from 11 exons. Lineage: Eukaryota; Metazoa; Arthropoda; Insecta; Diptera; Drosophilidae. The record is from RefSeq and is a predicted model, not a curated record. The coding region runs from base 315 to 4361 and encodes 1348 amino acids.